Messenger RNA from Zingiber officinale, 2625 nucleotides. RefSeq names its product exocyst complex component EXO70B1-like. Bases 386 to 2431 code for a protein of 681 amino acids. Gene Ontology annotation, cellular component: exocyst. Gene Ontology annotation, molecular function: phosphatidylinositol-4,5-bisphosphate binding. NCBI's taxonomy places the organism in Eukaryota, Viridiplantae, Streptophyta, Magnoliopsida, Zingiberales, Zingiberaceae. The record is from RefSeq and is a predicted model, not a curated record. The transcript has a single exon. Gene Ontology annotation, biological process: exocytosis.
UCGAUAUGCGACAUCAAGGGUGUGCUCAUAUAUAUAGCACAAUCUAUGAGUGGCAAUGUCGUGGCCGACCCCUCCGACCUAACCCGAUAUUGUAACAGACUGAGCGGUGGCCACCCAAUGGUCUACUCUGGCACCACUAAUUCUAUCCCCCUAAACUGAGAGUGGACACCCAAUGGUCUACCCUAGCAAGCCAAACGACCCUUUCAAAUAUUCCCCCGUAAUUUCCUCGAUCCCCCCUCUUCCUCUCCCGUCCCUUGUAUUUUUUCCAUCCAUCGCUUGUAUUCCUCCUCUCCUCUCCUCUCCUCCUCCUAAUUAAUUUCUCAAUUCCUUACCAUUUCACCAACAAGAACAACUUGGCAAAUUCUUAUACGAUCGAUCUUUCUCCAUGGAGAGAUUUCAUUCCUUCCCUCAAAAGCAUGCCCGACCUCGCGUCGUCGGCCGCAGCCUUUCAUUAGGCAACGUCGACCUCGAAAGGUGCGAGAACAAGGGAGGAUUCGAGCUUGACAAGGAGGAAUUGAUAGGCGAGGACCGAGGAGGAGGAGGAGGAGUGAAGGAGAGCGAGGAGGCGGAGGAGGAGAAGGACGUCAGUGCCGCUUCCCUCUCGGCUGAGAUCGAUGAUUUUAUAGGCAGAGUUCUCAGGGAGCCGCCCGAGGAGACGGUGCCGGUCUUCCCGCAGUCAGCCGUCGAGAAGUUUCUUGACCUCGCAGAGGAGAUGGUGGCGAAGCAUGAGUCGGGGGAGUUCGGGAUACUGUCGUCGCCGGAAAAUGGCGAGCUCAGCCUUUUCAGCACCAUCGAUCUCGUGGUCAAGCUAGCGUCGGCGGCGGGCGGCUUAUCUUCCGCGGAGCCGGAAUGCAAGAGGGCGAUGAACCGCGCCGGCGGCAUCGUCCAUCGCUCGAUGUGCUUCCUCGAGGACGAGUUGCACAUCCUCCUCGAUCAAGAUCCCAAAUAUAAGGUCGACCCCGGCAGCGCCCGGUCGAAGAGCAAGCGCCCUUCCUCGUUCGACCGCAGCUCCGACUCCUCUGACCGGUGCGUCCUGCCCUCUCCGGAGUCCAACUCGCUCGACCUCGCGCCGGAGACAUUAGCGCCGGAGAUGGUGGAGGAGCUGCGGCGGGUGGUGGGCGCCAUGAUCAACGCCGGGUACACGAUAGAGUGCUGCCAGGUGAUCGCGGUGACGCGUCGGAACGCCUUCGACGCCGGCCUGUCGAGCCUCGGGUACGAGAAGCUCAGCAUCGACGACGUGGUGCGGCUGCCGUUGGAUUCGCUCGAGGGCGAGAUCGCCACGUGGAUCCGAGUCUUCCGGCAGUCCGUCGAAGUCGCCUUCCCCCGCGAGCAGGACCUCUGUUUCGCCGUUCUUGCCGGCCAAGAAGCCAUCGCCCAGAGCAUCUUCCACGACCUCAUCUGCAGCGCGACCAUCCCGCUGCUCACUUUCGCGGAGGCCGUCGCCAUGACCAAGCGCUCUGCGGAGAAGCUCUUCAAGGUUCUCGACAUGUACGAGACCCUGCGCGACAUCCUACCCAAGAUCCACGCCCUCUUGCAGCCAGAGCCGCCGGAAGAAAACCACGACGGCGAGCCCUCGGCGCUGGAAAAUCUCGAGACGGAGAUGGCGUCCGUGAACGCGCGUCUCGCGGAGGCGGCCGUGGCCAUCUUCUGCGAGCUUGAGAACUCGAUCAAGAACGACACGACCAAGACGCCGGUGCCAGGCGGCGCCGUCCACCCGCUGACUCGGUACGUGAUGAACUACCUCAAGUACGCGUGCGAGUACAGGAACACGAUGGAGCACAUCUUCAAGGAGCACCGGAAUCACGGCAGCGGCGCCAAGAACGGCGGGGAAGACGGUAACUACUUCGCGAGCCAUCUGGUGGAGCUGAUGGAGAUGCUGCACGCGAACCUAGAGGGGAAGUCGAGGCUGUACAAGGAUCCGGCGCUGAACAGCAUCUUCCUGAUGAACAACGGCCGGUACAUCAUGCAGAAGAUAAAGGGGUCAGGGGAGAUCCACCGGAUGCUGGGGGACAGCUGGAGCCGGAAGCGGUCGACGGAGCUGCGGCAGUACCACAAGAACUACCAGAGGGAGACGUGGGCGAGGGUGCUGGGGUGCUUCAAGGACGCGGGGCUGCAGGGGAAGGGCGGAACGGGGGUGGCGAAGCCGGCGCUCAAGGAGCGGUUCAAGAGCUUCAACGCCAUGUUCGAGGAGAUCCACAAGGCGCAGUGCCUGUGGGUGGUCAGCGACGAGCAGCUGCAGUCGGAGCUCAGGGUGUCGGUGUCGGCGGUGAUCGUGCCGGCGUACCGGUCGUUCCUGGGGAGGUUUUCGCAGUACCUGGACCCGGGCAGGCAGACGGAGAAGUACAUCAAGUUCGGGCCGGAGGAGCUCGAGAACUACAUCGACGAGCUGUUCUCUGGGAACCCUUCAUCCCUGGUUGGCCGGAGGAAAUGAUAUCCACCGGAUUGCGUCAAAUUUCAGCUUCUCGUGACUCAAAUCUCCAUUAACGAUGACUCUCAUGUGGAGGAGGAAUUACUCAUUGCAUGUUGUAAUGGAAAAACAGGGGGGAAAAAUGCCAGUAAGUAAUUCAACAUGUGCUUUUAGAGUUGUAAACUAUCCAAAUCGAGCCAAGCUUAAUAUUGAUAAGG